AUGGAUGUCAAAUCUUGGGCGCUUGAUGCGCCUACGGUACUUUCGACGCUGAAGGCGAACGUUGUGCCAUUUUUCUACACUUGGUAUGGCGCUGCUUUGUCGGUAUUUGUCGUUUUCAACUUCAAGGCGUUGCCAUUUGUAUGGACGGCGCGGACAUAUUACCAUCUGAAUAUCGCCUUUGGAAACCAGCAAAAACGGCUAGUCAAAUCUACCGAUGGAAGCAAAAGAAAAGUCGCGCUGGUUCAGAAGAAAAAUGCCGGAGAUUCUAUCGAAAAGCACCCUUUGUUCAAGCCGGACAUUAUUAGUACUUAUGUACCUCUGUUGGAGAUCGACAUGAACUUGCACAAGUCAAACUCAACCUUCUUUACAGAUCUUGACAUAUCUCGGAUCAAGUUAAUGGGCAGGAUAAUUGCGCCAGCGUGGCCAAUGGACAACAUGGAAAUCGAAUACAAAGGGCGAGAUGGAACCAACAAAAAGGAAAAGGUAAAGGGGCGACCUGCUCUCAUCUUGGGGGCUACACAUACGUCUUUCAAACGUGAGCUUCGGCCUUAUGCUUCCUACAAUGUGGAAUCGCGCAUCCUAGGUUGGGACUCUCGCUGGAUCUACGUUGGAUCAUGGUUUCUCAGCAAAUCUACAUCAAAGAAGAAGGUUUAUGCGACUAGUCUGUCAAAGUACAUCAUCAAAAAGGGGCGCAUAACAGUGCGUCCAGAGCAAUUCUUCGUUGAAUGCGGGUGGAUUCCGGCGCAAGAGACAGACCAUGGCGAGAAUGAGAAAGUAGCGGACAGCGAGGCAGGAUGGUCAAGGUCAGAAGUUGAGGCCCACAAAGAGAAGGGGAUGCAGAUUGUCAAGACAUGGGGAGAGGCAAAUCUGUUGAUGGAGCAGGAAUAUGAAGAAUAA
Messenger RNA from Trichoderma gamsii, 897 nucleotides. RefSeq lists its product as hypothetical. Lineage: Eukaryota; Fungi; Ascomycota; Sordariomycetes; Hypocreales; Hypocreaceae. The transcript has a single exon. Bases 1 to 897 code for a protein of 298 amino acids. The record is from RefSeq and is a predicted model, not a curated record.